Aedes aegypti (yellow fever mosquito) is the source of this 1176-nucleotide messenger RNA. RefSeq names its product MRN complex-interacting protein. Gene Ontology annotation, cellular component: nucleus. Gene Ontology annotation, biological process: mitotic G2 DNA damage checkpoint signaling. The record is from RefSeq and is a predicted model, not a curated record. The coding region runs from base 80 to 1069 and encodes 329 amino acids. The transcript is spliced from 2 exons. NCBI's taxonomy places the organism in Eukaryota, Metazoa, Arthropoda, Insecta, Diptera, Culicidae. Gene Ontology annotation, molecular function: chromatin binding.
AGAAAUUAAAGUUUCAAGAGCGCAAAAUUUGUAAACAUCGUGAUUGAAAAUUUGAACUGAAACCGCGAAAAAUCUAAAAAUGCCGCAGGAAUUGCGUGUGGUAUGCUGUUUUCAAUGCCGAAAAUUCCAGUCGGACAUCGUGAAGAAGUCGAAAAAAUGGACCUGCAAAAUGUGCGGCGCCAAGCAAUCUCUUGUGAAGGAAUUCGCCCGCGGUUCCGGCCGGGAGUGUCGACUGUUGGUCCAGCAGUUGAGCGAAAGCUCCCAGCAGGCAGACCGGUUCGAAAGGGAUGUCGCCGAACAGGUGCUGGCCGGUAAAAUUGAAAUGCCAGAGAUUGGAAACGCGAUUCAGGACGAAUCGGGACGACUGGUGGCAAAUCACAGUCUUGGGACGAGCAGGAAGUUGGAAGAUGGUAACAGCAAAUGGGUAAGUUUCUGUUCCAAGGAUGAUGAGGAGGAAAGUGAAGAUUUAUGGCAGGAAAAGGCUCACAGUAGUUUGAGGGAAAAUAAGGCUAAAAUGGGCAAUAUGCAUUCUGUAAGGGGGGCAGAUCUUAAACCAGGAAAUUUGGUCAAACCUAUAUCAACAAGAACAAGUGAACAGCCAAAUUCCACAACGAAGUUAGUUCCCCUAGCAGAUUUCCAUCAAAUGGACAAGCAGGACAAAAAGCAAUUUAAAUGGCAAUCGAAAGUAGAAAUGAGCCAAAUUUUUUCUUCCGCCAACAAAAGCUCAAGUACCCUAACUGGUAAACCGUUGUUUAGCUUUAAGCCGAAAUCAUCCAACUUUUCGAGAAAAGAAUUGUCAGAAGAGCCUAAAGGUAAAGAAACUAUUAGUAACAUUACUCAAAAGCGACUUUCCAGCGAUAAUGAGCUCAAUAACCGAGAAGCACCAAUGAUGAAUUUUACCAAGAAGUCAAAAUGGAGCAAUUUUAAAUCGGAAGAAACAGAAAUCAGUUCAAUUGCCGCUUCCUCGAAUGAUAAUGAAACUUCACAACAAUAUCCAAGCCCCGUAUCGACCUCUAAAUGGAACAAAUUUAUCCCUCCAGCCACGCAAGAAGAUGAUGAAAUCGCUUGAUAUAAAGAUGCAUCAGCAAAUCUCACAGAAUGUGUUUAUUAUAGGCAUUUCGCGCGUGAAUAGUUUAACCAUUUAAAAUACAAAGAAGUAAAUAACCAAUACGAUAA